This is a messenger RNA of Monoraphidium neglectum, 183 nucleotides long. Its product is annotated as import inner membrane translocase subunit Tim13. NCBI's taxonomy places the organism in Eukaryota, Viridiplantae, Chlorophyta, Chlorophyceae, Sphaeropleales, Selenastraceae. The transcript is spliced from 3 exons. The coding region runs from base 1 to 183 and encodes 60 amino acids. The record is from RefSeq and is a predicted model, not a curated record.
AUGCAGUACGUCCAGGAGUUCUAUCAGACCGUUCGGGACAAGUGCUUCAAGGUCUGUGUGACCAGCCCCGGCAGCAGCCUCAGCAGCGGCGAGCAGAAGUGUCUGUCCAGAUGCAUGGACCGCUAUCAAGACGCCACCAACGUGGUGACCAAGGCUAUCGUUGGCAUGCAGGGAGUGCAGUGA